Molecule: messenger RNA, 790 nt
Organism: Chenopodium quinoa (quinoa)
Lineage: Eukaryota; Viridiplantae; Streptophyta; Magnoliopsida; Caryophyllales; Amaranthaceae
Product: macrophage migration inhibitory factor homolog
Exons: 3
Coding region: 110-457 (115 amino acids)
Molecular function (GO): phenylpyruvate tautomerase activity
Source: RefSeq, a predicted model, not a curated record
UUCAACUCCAUCAAAAAACACCAAAACAGUGUAAUACCAAGGGUUUUUGCUGAUUCAUUGAUAAUACACUUCACAACUGGUUAUCAUUUCCAUUUCAAGAAGAAGAAAAAUGCCGUGCCUUAACAUUUCUACCAACGCCAACCUUGACGGCGUCGACACUUCCUCCGUCCUCUCCGAAGCCACUUCCGCCGUCGCUAAACUCAUCGGAAAACCUGAAGCUUAUGUUAUGGUGGUACUCAAAGGAUCAGUGCCAAUGGCAUUUGGUGGAACUGAGCAGCCUGCAGCAUAUGGUGAACUUGUCUCUAUUGGUGGCCUUAAUCCUGAUACCAACAAGAAAUUGAGUGCUGCCAUUGCCUCAAUCCUCGAGACCAAGUUGUCUGUUCCCAAGGAUCGUUUCUUCCUCAAAUUCUACGACACCAAGGGUUCCUUUUUUGGCUGGAAUGGUUCGACCUUCUAAAUGCAUGUAUGGUUGAAGGAUAUUGCCUACAUGUACAACUCCCCUUCCAUUUGAAGCCGUAUCAUGGAAUUAUUUCUGUAUCUACCUGUUAGAAGGAUACUAUCUAGCCCUGUGGCUUAGUUAAUGAAGACAAUGUAAUUAACCUUACCUUUGUAUCAGAACAUCUAUUAUGGAGUUGCGUAUGCUACUCUGUAGUAUUUUAACUCUUUUAAGUCCUAUAACGAUGGAGGCGUACUCAUUUCUCUUCUUCCCAGGAACCAUGCUGUAAAACCUUUUACUCCAAUUUCCAAGGACUAGUACUACUAGUCGAUGACAUAAAUACGAUGUUUUUUA